AUGUAUGAAAAGGGCACUGGAGAUAUAAAUUAUCCCAGAAACAAAGUUAUGACUAGUCCAAUUUGUCCUAUCGAUCUUGAACAUCUCCUAGUUCCGGCAAAUUCUCCGACUGGUUCACUGCAAUUACAUCAAUUCAUCGAUUUCAAGUCACAAACACCGAUCUCAAAAGAUAUAUUAAGACUUUCACGUUCAUCUUCUUCGAAUGGGAGCGAUAAAAAUCUGAAUAUCACUUCGAAACUUCUAAACCCUUUCAAUGACACCAUAUCAUCACAAUCUAGGCAUCUAAAUUCACUUAUAAAGCAACCGGAUGAGAAACCUCAGCUCGGUAGUAUCCCCAAGAAUAAUCCUGGAGAGAGUUUGUCAAAUCUGCCAAUGACUCCGUUAUCUUUCUUCGUCCAUAAUCUUGAUGGAUAUUCAAGGAAUUGUAAAAUGAACAGACGACCUACAAAUUUGAGUUCUUCACCAAGGGGAAUAUCAGAAAAUACAGGUGUCUUGAAGCCACUAAUUUUAGGUUCUCCAUUUUCAAAGAAUUUUUCUGGUGGUAGUCAGGACCCUACUCUCUUAAACAGCAUAUCUUCUCCUAGUAAGCUCAAAAAUAAUGCAACGAAGAUGGUAAGCCCAUUACUUUACGGGUCACCUUCUCAAAAAAAAGAGCGGCUGAGCUCAAUGGAAAUUGAUAGAGCCUUUUUGACAUCAGAACCGGAGGAUUCCAACGAUAUUUACUCAAACCUAUUUGGAUCUUCACAUUAUCAAGGGCUCCGUCAUUCAAGAGCAAUUUUUGAUAAUACGCUAGAUAACCCAUGGUAUAGUGACAGGCAUAAAGGCAAUCUUAAAGCGGAAAGAUUUAAAGCUGUAUCCAGCUCUAGGUCUAAUUCUCAUGACAUGAAAGCAACGUCGAAAAAUAAACCAAAAGCUGACACGAGGAUGAAAAGUGGCGUGCUUCAGAAAAAGGAUGGGAAUCGCAUUCAACUGACUUUCAAGAAGUCAGACGCUGAUAUCAGGAACUUCGUUCCAUCAAAAAUAUCGAAGAAAAAUAGAGAGCGCCAUGGCGUUAAAAAGAGAUCGGGAAAGCGACAUUCAAAGAUGCAAAACGAAAACUUUAAAAGAAAUCGACACGAUGCAUACGCCGUAGGCAAUCGAGACCUUAAAACACCUGAACUAGAUAUAUCCAAAUAUGAUGAUCAUGUGAUAGCUUCACUGGGGUCUGAUCAGACUCUGUUCUCAUUAGAUGAAGACAUGAAUGCCGAAAGGGGAUCAGAUGACGAGUAUGUGCCAGGGAAAUAUAGGCAAACAAGAAGUAAAAGAAAAUUAUCAAAGACAAAACAAAUUGAUCUCGAUUUAGAAAAGAAAAGAAGACUAGGACCAAGAUCCAAAAGUGGAUGUUGGACUUGUAGAGUUCGUCACAAAGCAUGUCCUGAAGAUAGGCCCGUAUGCAGCCAAUGUGUACGGCUUAACUUGAGAUGUGAUUAUUCUGACGUCAGACCAUCAUAUAUGACAGAUCCUCAUCAACAAAUGGCAAAGCUUAAGGAAAUCAGAACUAUAACAAGUCAGCAGAAGAAGAUCAACUUUGCGAAAAAAAAAAAAGUAUAUUAG
Molecule: messenger RNA, 1593 nt
Organism: Priceomyces carsonii
Lineage: Eukaryota; Fungi; Ascomycota; Pichiomycetes; Serinales; Debaryomycetaceae
Gene: UME7
Product: DNA-binding transcriptional regulator
Exons: 1
Coding region: 1-1593 (530 amino acids)
Biological process (GO): regulation of DNA-templated transcription
Molecular function (GO): DNA-binding transcription factor activity, RNA polymerase II-specific; zinc ion binding
Source: RefSeq, a predicted model, not a curated record